AGCCAAGAUGGCAGCGGAGGAGCAGAGUGGGAGCGCGGCUGGGCCUGAGCGCGCAGAGGAGGUUGGAAUGCAGAUAUUAAGAGGUGGUGCGUUUCUGACCACAGUGGCCACAGCAGGAAUGAUCGCUGGAUUCGGCUCCACCCUUGCUUUGGCUAAGAAAAGGAGCCCUGAGUGGUUCAGUAAGGGUGUAGCGAGCACAGCGGCGGUGCCCGAGAGCGGAGCGUCGUUAGCCCUGCGUGCACUCGGGUGGGGUUCCCUGUACGCUUGGUGUGGAGUCGGCCUUCUCACCUUCACCGUGUGGAAAGCUCUGGGUGUCCACAGUUUGGUGGAAUUUCGACAGAAAAUGCAGUCCAUCUUUCCUGCCAUCCCAAAGAAUGAAGAUGUUCAGACAAACGCAGCAGCAGCUUCUGAGUGGGACUCGCUGUUUAAGUCCAAAUGAUCACUGAUGUGGUGGUGAAGAGUUUUAUACGUCUGUUCACUGGAUACACAGUGCGUGACUCCAGUUUCCUUCCAUUUCAAACCCAAGGACUGUUUAAGGAGGGAAUUCACAUCCAUGGUGUUGAAGAAAAGACCAACUCUUACUAGCUUUAGUACUCUGUUUUAGUGUGUACACCUUUUUAAAGAGCCAGAAUGCCUGGAUGUUUGAUGAAGCUCCUGGUUCAAAGGACAUUUUGUUAAACUGCCUUCGUAUGUGGUACAGGUUUGUGGAAGAGCUGCGUGUUAAAGACGGUUUAACAAAAAACCACAAGGAUCGAUCGUGUGGGUGAAAUUAAGUCUCAAGUUUAAAGCUGCUGGAUUUAUCUCCAGGGCCUCUCGUGUAAAGCAGGACCCGUCAACUGCUGGGGUUUGGCCUGGAGGUGGAAAGAGCAAAAUCUGCUGUAUGACAGUUUGUGGACACCUGACUAACACUCCUCCCAUUUAUUCCCCCUUUGCUGCUGUAAGAAGCUCCGCUCUUCUGGAGAAGCUUUACACUCGAGUUUAGAUGGUGGCUGGGAGGAUGUGGGUUCAGGUGCAAUCAGUGAUCAAGUUCAUCCUAAAGGUGUUCAGGGGUUGAGGUUAAGGAGGUGCAGGACAUGAGUUCUUCCACUCCACCCUUCUUAAACUCUCAUCAUUAUGAUGCUAGAACAGGCUUGGGCCCCUUCGGUCCACUGAGGCAUUUAUCCAGAGCGACGUACAACAUGCUCAGAGCAGGCAGGGGUUCGGUGCCUUGCUUAAGGGAACUUCAGCCAUUCCUGCUGGUCCAGGGAUGUGAACCAGCAACCUUUUGGUCCCAGAAGUGUUUCUCUAAUAAAUAAGUGUGCUUCUAACUUUAUGGCAAACAGUUUAAGGUAGAAAGAAAACACAUGGGUGUGGUGGUCAGGUGUCCACAAACUUUUGGACAGACUGCAUGUAGUCUGUGUUGGUGCUGAAAUGAAGCACCAGCGUGAAUCAAAAUCCAGCUGCAUGUUUGCAGCAUUGAGCCGGUCACUAACGGUUGGGUAACUGCUGCCACGAGUCAGUCAUUUUCUCAACAAUGAACCGGUUCUUCGUAAGUUCUCGUGUCUGUAGGAAACCGACCCUAAGUGUUUUUUAUAUUUAAUAUACAUCAAAGGUUUAAAAAUAGGAAAAACAGAAAUCCCAGCUGAACUUACUGGACAGACUGAUCUCAGAUCUGUCCUCAGGGAGAGAACCUCGUCGUCUUCUGAAGUUUCCAGGAAAGCCCACAGCGCAAGAAAGAAGAACUGGUCAACUGUGAAUGUCUAAUAAAGCUUCCAAACGAGCACAGCUUAAGUUUCUCAGGAUCAGCGUGCGCUAAAUACGCUCAACGUACAUUCAAGCAGGUAGUAGGCAAGUUUUAAUAAAAGCAACCUCAAAGGGACAAGCAACAUGGACUUGGUAAGCUGCUCUUAUACAAAAACACUUCCUGGAAGAUUAAAUCAGGCUAUUUGUGGAAAAGGAAGCAGUGUUCGGAUGCUGCUCCAGAAAUGCAGCAUGUGAUCGCUUCCACAAAUGUAAUUAGCGUAAAGUCAUUAAAACGGUCUGAAACACUGACGUCGGAGCAGCCAGCUGGUGAAGCGUAGCUACAUCUGAGCACCCCAAUUUACUGCCAAUAUAAAUUUAGAAAUAUUGUGCUGUUAUUCCAUGAUUAAUUUGUUUGGCAAAAUUCCGGGCAUUCAGCUGAUUUCUUUCCAGCACAGCUGAUUCAGCUUAUGUAAUUUUUGAAAGCAUUCAAGAACUGAGUCAGCGCAUGAUUCAACGCGUGCAUGACUCAAGCACCUACGAGCUUUUAUACCGCUGGCGUUAAGAUACCGCAGUGCUGUCCGUCGUAAACCUGGUUUCUGAGACGAGACGUGUAGAAUCAGUAUUACGCCGAGUGUUGUAAAUUAAUUAUUUCGCUUCAAAGUGAAUAACACAAAGCAGCCAAAAACCACCUUCACAGUGCUCAACCAGAUUUCAUGUACAUUUACUUUAACAUGUGGAACAUGUAGUAUAAAGACUUUAUACUAAUAAACAAUGUUCAUCAAAUCAUAUGGCAUGAAAAAAGUUCA
Messenger RNA from Neoarius graeffei (lesser salmon catfish), 2528 nucleotides. RefSeq names its product transmembrane protein 242 (gene tmem242). NCBI's taxonomy places the organism in Eukaryota, Metazoa, Chordata, Actinopteri, Siluriformes, Ariidae. The coding region runs from base 8 to 439 and encodes 143 amino acids. The transcript has 4 exons. The record is from RefSeq and is a predicted model, not a curated record.